Photinus pyralis (common eastern firefly) is the source of this 1768-nucleotide messenger RNA. Its product is annotated as putative deoxyribonuclease TATDN1. The record is from RefSeq and is a predicted model, not a curated record. NCBI's taxonomy places the organism in Eukaryota, Metazoa, Arthropoda, Insecta, Coleoptera, Lampyridae. Gene Ontology annotation, cellular component: cytosol. The coding region runs from base 126 to 1025 and encodes 299 amino acids. Gene Ontology annotation, molecular function: 3'-5'-DNA exonuclease activity. The transcript has 7 exons.
UAAAGCUAUAAACAACAUUAAAAUCGUUCUAUGUGCCCGGAACAUCAUAAUAUCGAAAGUUACAAACUAUUUUUAACAACAUUUUAAAUUUGAACGUGGCGGGUCCUCUGCACAGGAUAAGGGCUAUGACGAAAUUUAUAGAUAUUGGCGCUAACCUACUGGAUGCAAUGUACACAGGGGUGUACAAUGGCAGUAAGAAACAUGAACCUGAUUUAAAGGACGUUUUACACCGCUCUUGGAGUAAUGGAUUGAAUAAAAUUAUUAUAACAGCCGGAAAUUUAGAGGAAAGCAAAAAUGCGUUAUCAUUAUCUACAAGUGAUGAAAGGCUAUACUCCACUGUGGGUUGCCAUCCCACACGCUGUUUGGAAUUUGAGGAUAAUCCAGAGGAAUAUCUGGCGCAACUGAAAGAUGUAGCGUCUGCCAAUAGGAACAAAAUUGUAGCCAUCGGCGAAUGUGGCCUUGAUUAUGAUAGAACACAAUUUUGUCCUAUUGAUGUGCAAAAGAGGUACUUUGAAAAGCAGAUCCACCUGGCCCAAUCUCUAAACCUACCUCUAUUUUUGCAUUGCCGAAACGCCGCAGAUGACUUAUACGCUAUACUAUCGAAGUAUCAGAAUUUGAGAGGGGUCGUUCAUUCAUUCGACGGAACAAUCGAUGAAGCGAAUAGAUUUAUGGAACUGGGCUACUACAUCGGAUUGAAUGGCUGUUCUUUGAAAACUAAGGAAAAUUUGGAAACUGUCGCUCAGUUGCCUAGCAAUCGAGUUUUGUUGGAAACCGAUUGUCCGUGGUGUGAAAUUCGACCUACACAUGCCGGAUACGGUUAUGUAAAGGAAGAAAAUCGUAGCCAUCCAAGUGUAAAGAAAGAGAAGUGGAAGGCCGAUUGUUUAAUAAAAAGCAGAAAUGAGCCGAUGAAUAUAAGGCAAGUUUUGGACGUACUUGCGGCAUUAAAAAAAGAAGAUCCAUCGGAAAUCGGUGAAGUAAUUUAUCGCAAUUCAGAGGAACUGUUUUUUGAGAACGGCAAAAAGUAGUCACUUUCUGUACGCUUUUACAUGCGCAUUUUCCAAAGAAGCUCUGGCGCUUAAGCCAAGAAAAAUCUUGACGAUUAAUAUGCGCAUGCGCAGGCUGCGCAAUAUUAACUUUCCUAGCUGUGGAGAUAUUUCUUUGUAAUUUUAACCAAAAACAUAAUAUUGCAUAUUGUAAACACCAGGUGCGCAAGAUGCUUCCAUUUAAGGACCAGCAUGUCACAUAUUGUAAAAAUUAUGUAUGCGCACAUAGCAAUGGCCUUUUGAAAAGUACUGAUCAAUGCACGGAAAGUUACUUGACUUAGGGCGAAAACCUUUACUACCUUACCUACAAUUGCAGGAUUAUGACGAUAAAGGCCUCCUACCAAUAUUACAUCCUUUUCAGAGCAAUUUUUAAUUUGAAUGGAAAAUGCUUCAUAAAUAAUACCAGCGUUAACAACAAAAGCUUUCCAUGUAAUGGCGAUCCUCCUCCUUCUUUUCUAAACUGGUCGAUUGGCAUUGAAAAUUCUCCAUUCGUUGAUCAAAUGAAGAAACACUCUUGGAACAAUAUUUAGCACUAUUUCCACCAAAUACAACUAAUUGGGCGCCACAAAAAUUUACGUCGUGCUUGUUUUGCCUGGGUUUACAGGUCUCUCUUAAAUGUGAAUUAAUGCGCGCAGUUGUCCCAUUUACCCGCAAAACCGAAUCGCACGCCUAUAAUUUCGUUUAAAUUUCAAAAUGAAACGUUUGGUACUGCAGAUUCUAUACAG